AUGCCACCACCGGCCAAUUUAGGAUUUUCCAAUCUUCUCAACCCGGACGCUUCGUCAGACUCAACUCCCUCGACUCCCGGUGACUCAAACUCGUCAAUGGCUUCCUCUGUAAGCCUUCUGCCGCCUCUCAUGAAGGGUGCUCGUCCCGCGACCGAGGAGGUCCGCCAGGAUCUGCCCCGGCCGUACAAGUGCCCUCUUUGCGACCGUGCUUUCCACCGCCUGGAGCAUCAGACAAGACACAUCCGGACGCACACCGGCGAGAAGCCCCACGCCUGCCAGUUCCCCGGCUGCACAAAGCGCUUCAGUCGCUCUGAUGAACUCACCCGUCACUCGCGUAUCCACAACAACCCCAACUCGCGCCGCAGUAACAAGGCCCAGCACUUGGCUGCAGCUGCUGCGGCUGCUGCAAACCAGGAUGCAGGUAUGGUCAACGCCGCCAACAUGAUGCCUCCACCCAGCAAGCCCAUCACUCGCUCCGCGCCCGUGUCGCAGGUGGGAUCCCCCGACGUCUCGCCGCCUCACUCGUUCUCCAACUACGCCAACCACAUGCGCUCAAAUCUGGGACCCUACUCGCGCAACACCGAGCGUGCCUCGUCCGGCAUGGAUAUUAACCUUCUGGCCACGGCAGCCUCGCAGGUCGAGCGUGACGACCACAUGGGAUUCCAUGGCUCGCGCGGCCACCAAAUGUUCGGCUCUCGUCAUGGCACUGGCCGCGGCCUUCCCUCGCUCUCUGCCUACGCCAUCUCCCAGAACAUGACUCGGUCGCAUUCCAACGAUGAUGACGAUGGAUAUGGCCACCGUGUGAAGCGUUCUCGUCCCAACUCGCCUAACUCCACUGCUCCCUCUUCUCCUACUUUCUCUCACGACUCUCUUUCCCCCACUCCUGACCACACUCCCUUGGCAACCCCUGCACACUCGCCCCGUCUUCGCCCUCUCGGUGCCAGCGAGCUGCACUUGCCUUCGAUCCGCCAUUUGUCUCUCCAGCACACACCCGCUCUCGCGCCCAUGGAACCCCAAGCCGAGGGCCCCAAUUACUACAGCCCCAGCCAAGGACACAUGGGCUCGACCAUUGCAGACAUCAUGUCAAAACCUGACGGCACACAGCGCAAGCUACCCGUCCCCCAGGUACCCAAGGUCGCAGUGCAGGACAUGUUGAAUCCCACAGCCGGUUUCUCCUCCGUGAACUCCUCCGGCAAUAACUCCGUGGCGGGCGGCGACCUGGCAGACCGAUUCUAA
This is a messenger RNA of Penicillium canescens, 1236 nucleotides long. RefSeq names its product C2H2-type zinc finger protein. Gene Ontology annotation, molecular function: RNA polymerase II cis-regulatory region sequence-specific DNA binding. Bases 1 to 1236 code for a protein of 411 amino acids. The record is from RefSeq and is a predicted model, not a curated record. NCBI's taxonomy places the organism in Eukaryota, Fungi, Ascomycota, Eurotiomycetes, Eurotiales, Aspergillaceae. Gene Ontology annotation, cellular component: nucleus; cytoplasm. The transcript has a single exon.